Messenger RNA from Procambarus clarkii (red swamp crayfish), 1515 nucleotides. Its product is annotated as oxidized purine nucleoside triphosphate hydrolase. Gene Ontology annotation, molecular function: 8-oxo-7,8-dihydroguanosine triphosphate pyrophosphatase activity. Lineage: Eukaryota; Metazoa; Arthropoda; Malacostraca; Decapoda; Cambaridae. The record is from RefSeq and is a predicted model, not a curated record. Gene Ontology annotation, biological process: DNA protection.
UGCAGUACAACAACAGUUCCAGGAGGUCCCGAGGCGCCAAGUCUAAGAUGUCUGGCCUCACGCGCAAACUCUUCACCUUAGCUUUUAUUAGGGAAGGAGACAACAUCCUACUAGGAUACAAGAAGCGAGGAUUCGGCCAAGGAAGAUGGAAUGGCUUUGGAGGCAAAGUAGAGUCAGGUGAAACCCCAGAAGAGGGAGCCAUCAGGGAAAUGCAGGAGGAGGCUGGAGUGGAGUUAGUGGGAGGUGUUGAUAAGGUUGGGGAGCUGGAGUUUACCUUUGAAGGUGACCCCAUACUCAUGCACGUUAUGGUCUUUUCUGCUCGAGGAUACACUGGCACACCCACCGAGAGUGAAGAGAUGAAGCCACAGUGGUUCAGUGUGGACAACCUUCCCUACAGCCAGAUGUGGCCUGAUGAUAGGCUGUGGUUCCCAAUAUAUUUACGAGGAGGAAAGUUCCGUGGAAUCUUUCACUUCAAAGGGCAAGACAUCAUUCUCUCACAAAAACUAGAAGAAGUGCAAACAUUUGAUUAAUUUCAUGAUUUGAAAGUGAAUGUGCCAUCUCUAUUUGAAUUUACCUCUAUGUCCACUUGCAGGUAAAUUGUCAAUAAUGGAACAAGAUGAAGGUAAUACAGUACCACCUUCAUAUUAUAUGUUUACAGAAAUUAAAAGUGCAAGGAUCUGCUUGACUGAGAUACAUAUGUAUACAUUAUAAAAUGUAAUUUUUUAUUAUUUUAUGGAAAACUACACACUAAGAAUUUUAAAAUAUUAUAACUACUAGUACUGUACUGUAAUUUUGUAUAUAAUAUUUGCCUUCUAAAAAAAGUUUAGUUCAUAAUAAUAAAAAAAUGCUGCUAAAUGUAAAAAGUAACAUUCACAGAUGUUAUUUUACAGUCUUAUUGAAGAUCAACAUGAACUUCUUUCAGUCUAUAUCUUUGCUUCUAAUGAAUGUCCUUCCUAUAAAUCAAACAUUUCUCAAUAUUGUUAUCCCUUCAUUGCAGUUCCUAUUAGUCUAACUUUAUUAUAUAUUUUUAAUUAUAGUAUCUAACUUAAUUCUUAUGUUCGCAGCUCUGUAUAGCAACUCACUUUAUCAUUGAAUAAAAAUAUUUGUUUAAUGUAAAAUAUAACCUAUAAAUAUACAGUACAUUAAUGUACUUUUUUAAUGUGAAACACAUGGCAAUAGCAUAACAAUUCAAAUGUACAGACCUGCUUAUAUUUUUGCUUUAGUCUUGUAAGCUACUCUUUGUACCAUGUUCUACACAAAUAAAAUUUAUCAUACUGUAUUGUGCACUUAUGUAAAUUCAACUUUUGUAAUAAACGCUCAUGGAAACAAGGCAUCCAAUAGUAAGGUGAAUUUCACAAAUAAUAGUUAGCUUCUGCUGUUGACAAUGUCAGCGAUGGCGCUCUGUUAGCCUAUUAAACAAAUAUUAAAUUUAUAUUUCCCUGAUUUUGUCACUUAAUAUAAUUAUAUGUUUUGAUAGCACAGUAUUACAAAUAAUAAAUAAUUUAUACACAUUGA